Messenger RNA from Kwoniella mangroviensis CBS 8507, 1233 nucleotides. RefSeq lists its product as uncharacterized. The coding region runs from base 1 to 1233 and encodes 410 amino acids. The record is from RefSeq and is a predicted model, not a curated record. The transcript is spliced from 3 exons. NCBI's taxonomy places the organism in Eukaryota, Fungi, Basidiomycota, Tremellomycetes, Tremellales, Cryptococcaceae.
AUGCCCACUGAUAUCCUCCAGGUCGAUUCACCUCCUAAUCAUACCAAUCCCAUCCUCAGUCGAGAAGACUUCCAUCCUGAAUUGUGUUCUUCGAAUUCGGUUCCACACAUCCAAACCACUGAUUGUGGUCCUCUCCCACCCCAAUCAAUAAUCCUCGCAAACCCGUCUUCUUCCUCGAACGCGACCAUUCUGGUAGGCGAUACCACUAUUAACGAUAUUGUAAGAAGUCCUACUCCGGCUUUCAUCUCCAACGAGCACAACGAAGACGACAAUCACGAUAUCGCGGGGAAUGUCCCCCACGCAACACCAUCCAUUGCCGACCUCACUGACGAGUUGACGAUCUGUCGAUCCAAAAUCUAUGAUUUGGAGAGAUCCAUCACAGCGUGUGGAGAAGAGAACGAAGAUUAUCGAGAAAGCUUGAAAUACCAAUCCGAGGAGAUCAAAUCACUGCGAAAUACCCAUCGCGAUACAGGUACGGUUCGAACUCAAGAUUAUAGAGAUGAACGCAUACUUGGAUGUGAUAUUGAAUUGGGAAUGAACCCCUUCGAGGAAUAUACAGGAGUUAAGGGAUGGAGUGAGAACAACGGGAAACACCACAACGACAAUCUUCAGAAGAUUAUCAUAUUCGAUGAUCCUCCUCAAGAACUGAUCUAUGAGACGGAGAAGAGCCGUGAACGAUACUUGAAAGAUAAUUCUGCAUCAAGAAAAGUAAAGAUCCUCAAAAGCGAAAUAGAUGAUCUGAAAAUCAGGAUCAGAAUGCUUCAAAGGGAGAAAGAUGAGAAAUAUUGGAAAGACAACGCAUCGUCAUUCCAAGAAGAGGUUUUCGGAAUGCCAGAAGAAGGAGAAGAUGAUGAUUCGGCAUUGGAACAAGCUUUGUUACAAGAGAAACAAGAUCACCUUAGGACUCUGUCUAAGAUCGAAGAAAUCGCAGAUCUCAAAAAUAAGGAGAUUAAAGAAUUGAACGACAAACUUUUAGACCAACAAGCUUUAGUCGUUGAAAUGCUUGAUGCGAAUGGAACUCUCACACAGCGAAUAUCCGAGUUGGAAAAACAACUUGAGGAUGGUCAUAGAUUCAGAAUGGAACAAAGAUCAGAUGACGCCAGAAAGCAUAGGGAAGAGCGAUCAAUUGGUCAAGUCAGAGCGGGAGUGGCUGGUCGGACUAGUGAGGUUUCUGAUGCUGGAUUGGGGGAUGGUGUUGAAGAUGAGCUCGAGCCGGGCUACUAUGGUUGGUAA